AUGGUGACUAUAGCCCUCUCCACGCCCACUCCGGAGCCUGACCAGAAGAUGAGCUUCGGUGGUGCUAUAUUCCACGGUUGUUUCAGCUGUGAUUCUGCUGCGCACGGAGUUCUGCGCGAAUUGGGUGGUAGCAAUUCUAUCAAUAUGAAGGAGUAUCAGGCUCGUUUUGGCUCCCUAUCCAGCCCGGUGAAAGACUUACCACUGAAAUUUGAAGAAUAG
Penicillium digitatum Pd1 is the source of this 219-nucleotide messenger RNA. The record is from RefSeq and is a predicted model, not a curated record. Lineage: Eukaryota; Fungi; Ascomycota; Eurotiomycetes; Eurotiales; Aspergillaceae.